Trypanosoma brucei brucei TREU927 is the source of this 1050-nucleotide messenger RNA. RefSeq names its product poly(A) export protein, putative. Gene Ontology annotation, biological process: transcription-dependent tethering of RNA polymerase II gene DNA at nuclear periphery; RNA export from nucleus. Gene Ontology annotation, molecular function: ubiquitin binding; RNA binding. Lineage: Eukaryota; Euglenozoa; Kinetoplastea; Trypanosomatida; Trypanosomatidae. Bases 1 to 1050 code for a protein of 349 amino acids. The record is from RefSeq and is a predicted model, not a curated record. Gene Ontology annotation, cellular component: nuclear pore. The transcript has a single exon.
AUGUUUCCGUUUUACUCAUGCGACCAGGGUAAAGGUGCACACGAGGUGCAAAGUCCACCAGGUGAUACCAUAAGCUCGAUCCGUUUCUCCCCUGCAGGAUGUCCGCUGUUGCUUGUAGGCGCAACAUCAUGGGACAAAAGUUGUCGUGUAUGGCAGGUUGAUAAUUCGUCCAGAAGCGCAGCCAUUAGUUCCAAACCGUUAAGCCUUGCAGAAAGUGGCGCCCCAAUUUUGGAUAUGUCGUUUUCGGAAGAUGGCAGGGUGUUCUUUGGUGGGUGUGACAAGAGCGCAACGAUGUGGAAUCUAACGACUGGUCAAAAAACCGUUGUCGCAUCCCACGACCUUCCGAUUAGUUGCCUGUCCUACGUGUUGUCACCAACCGGAGGUGACAUGUUAAUAACAGGAAGUUGGGAUGGUAAGUUACGAUACUGGGACAUGAAGCAGCCGCGACCUGUUAAGGAGGAUUUACUUGGUGAGCCGAUAUUUGCACUUGAUGCGCAAAGAUCGUUUCCUAUGGCCGCAUGCGUCACCGGACGCAAAGUGCACGUUUUUAACAUGCAGUUUAUGUCGAAGGUGAUGGAACUGGACCCCCCCAAAAUGAUGAAGUUCAGUUUACGAUGUGUUGCUUGUUCACCUCAGCAUGAUGGGGUUGCCGUUGGGAGCUCGGAGGGGAGGGUAUCGUUCAUUCCUUUGAGACAAGAAAGUGGCUGCACAUUUAAAGCUCAUGUCGUUGAAGAGAACAAUGUUUUCUAUAUGCACCAAACGAAUUUCUGCUCGAUAGAUUCGAAGACCGGACGAAUGAUAACUGGUGGUGGGGAUGGUCGCAUUGCCGUCUGGGAUUAUAAAAAGAGGUGCAACGUAUGCUAUGAAAAUGAUCCGAAGUUGCCAAACAGGAAUAACUCGAUUUCUGCCGGAGACAUUAGUGCCGACUGCUCUUUGCUUGCGUACGCACGUAGCUAUGAUUGGGCAAUGGGAAAGACGCGCGCGAUUACGAACGAGCCUCAUACAAUACACAUAAGAUCUGCUAAUCCUACACAGCUGAAAGCAAGAUAG